Monoraphidium neglectum is the source of this 426-nucleotide messenger RNA. Its product is annotated as putative inactive serine/threonine-protein kinase scy1. The record is from RefSeq and is a predicted model, not a curated record. The transcript has 3 exons. Lineage: Eukaryota; Viridiplantae; Chlorophyta; Chlorophyceae; Sphaeropleales; Selenastraceae. Bases 1 to 426 code for a protein of 141 amino acids.
AUGUCGAGCCUCUUUUCGAGCAUCUCGAAGCUCGUCAGCGGUGGGCCAUCUCUUGCUUACACGGUCGGGGAGGAGCCAUACAGCCAGGCAUGGGGAUGCUGGACGCACUACCCCGCGACCUCGAAGGAGGACGGCAGCCCCGCGUCUGUAUUCAAGCUGAUUGCGGCCGAUCCUAAUGACCGCAAGCUGGCGGCAGCGCGCAACGGUGUCAAGCGUCUGCGCAUGCUGCGCCACCCCAACGUCCUGUCCUUCAAAGACAGCCUGGAGGCGCAGGAGAAGGGCGGCACCGCCAUUUACCUGGUAACAGAACCGGUGAAGCCCCUGGCCAUGGUGCUGCGGGAGCUCGACCUGUCGGGCACCCACAGGCCGCGCCAGCAGCGGCGCGGCCACGGCCGGCCUGCGUCCGGCACCGCGGCCAAGGGCUGA